Molecule: messenger RNA, 5106 nt
Organism: Plasmodium yoelii
Lineage: Eukaryota; Apicomplexa; Aconoidasida; Haemosporida; Plasmodiidae
Product: membrane associated erythrocyte binding-like protein
Exons: 5
Coding region: 1-5106 (1701 amino acids)
Cellular component (GO): membrane
Source: RefSeq, a predicted model, not a curated record
AUGAAGAUAUAUCAUAACAUUUUUGGAUUCUGCAUUUUUAUAUCCUUAUGGACUCCUUCUAUACGAGCUAUAGAUAACCCACAAGAAGAUUUUAUGGACAGAUUUGAUAUCCUAAAUAACCAUGUAAAUAUAAAAUGGACGAACUCAGGAUCAUUAGGACAAGGGAAUUUAAAAUUUGAUAUUUAUGAUGAAGAUAAUAUAAGUUCUAAGUUAAAUAGUUUAGAAAAUGCAAGACUUUGUCCAAAUAAUGAAAAGGGAAACAUAUAUAGAGGUAGUUGUCCAGAUUACGGAAAAACGUUUUCGAUGGACUUGGAUAAAGAUGAAUAUAGUGAAGAUUUCUUAAAUGAAAUUAGUUUGGGUUUAUUAAAUAAGAAGUUGUUGAUUGAUGUGGAAAUCCCAGUUAAUAUGAGUGGGCUAGCUAUGUACCAAGGUUUGUUUGCAAAUUGUCCUUAUGACAAAAAUCAUGUUAAUGAUAUAAAAAAUGAAAAAGAGUAUGAUAUGUGUUUUGAUAAAUUCUAUAGCAAUAAACAGAAUAUAUCUACAAGGAUUAAAAAAUACCCGUUAAUAAGUAAAUAUACAUAUUUUGGGUCACAUGGGUUAGGGGGGAGAUUAGGUUCUAAUACCGAAUAUCCUUUACACAUUUAUAACCCAAUUGAAAAUUAUAGAACACAAAAAAUGAGAUAUCCUAAAUUAGUCGAAACUUUGGAAGAUUGUUCGAUAUAUUCUCAUUGUAUCGGACCCUGUUUUGAUAGAGAUUUUGAUAACAAAUGCUUUCGCGAUUUACCUGUAGCUUUUAAUCACAAAACAAAAGAAUGUAUAAUAAUAGGAACUCAUGAAGAAAAAAAAACAACAAAUUGCAACUCAGACAAUUCGAGAAAUAAUGGUAGAUGUUUUUCAUCUAUAAAAAAAGAAAAGGGAAAGGAUUGGACAUAUGCAUCUUCUUUUUUGCGUCCAGAUUAUGAAACAAAGUGCCCACCAAGAUACCCACUAAAUAAUAGUGAAUUUGGUUACUUUAAUUAUAACACUGGAAACUGCGAAUCACCUACAAAAUUAUACGAUAAUAGUGUAAUUAGCUUUAAUGAAUGUAUUGAGAAAUUGUUUAACUUUAAUUAUGCGAAUGAGGACCCUGAGGAAAAAAGGAAUAAUUAUUUAUGGGGAGUUUGGGUUUUAGGAAAUAAACAAAAUAAACUAAAUUCAAUGAAUGAUUUGGGAGUGUGUGCAUUAUUAAAAGAAAAACCAACAUGUGUUUUAAAAAAACAAAAUUAUUACUCCUUUACUAAUUUAACAGCAAAUUAUUUUGAUAAUAAUCAAAAUAUUGAGUAUCCAGAUAUCGAAAAUGUCAAAAUAUGGAAAAAUAGAAAUUCUGAAUUGAGUGAUAAUCUAAAAUAUAAUGAUAAAAAGUUUAAAAAUUCCGAUAUAAAUAAAGGAAUGGCAAUAAAUAUGAAUGAUAUUAAUGAAAUAAAAGAAAAUAGUAAACUCCAAACUAAUAAGGGCAACGAAACGAAAAAGACAAAAUAUGGAUUAUACAAUUAUCCGAUUACACCAAUAUCAUAUCUUCAAAUACAUCAUAAAAUGGAAUUAAAAAAUUAUAAUAUGGAUUCUGAAAAUUCUUUCACAUCUUUCCAUAAUACGAAUGCUCCAACUCACUAUGAAGGGAAUAGUAAAUUUAGCACCGGCGUAAAUAACAAAAGAGAGAAUACAUAUGGAACUCAGGAUAUAAAUUUAAAUAGAAAUAAUAAUUAUAAUCAACCAAAAAAUAAACCUAAUCCUCAAGCCGAAUAUAUGGAUAGGUUUGAUAUUGAAAAAAAUCAUAUAUAUAUUGAUUGGAAACAAGAUGGUAAAUAUGGAAGCGGUAAAUUAAAAUAUAAUAUAAUAUCACAUGAAACCGCUGAUACUAUUCAAUCAUUAUUAAUUACCGACAAAGAUGACAUAUGUCCUAAUCAUUAUUCUCCUGGAAGAGCGCAAGGAAGUUGCCCUAAUUAUGGUAAAUCGAUUGUUGUUAAAACACCUGAAAGUAUUAAUGGUAAUGAACAUUUGAAUUCAAAUUUUUUAAAUGAAAUACGUACUGGGUACCUUAACAAAUAUAUGAAAUCUAAUGUUGAACUUCCAUAUGAAAAAAGUGGGUUAGCUAUGCAUCAUGGUGAUUUAAGUGUAUGCCCCAAAUCUUGGGAUGAAGAAAAUUUGUAUAAAAAAAAUAGAGAUUAUAAUUAUGAUAUGUGCAAAAGCACUGUAAUGAAAUCGACUAUACCAUUGAAAAUGUUUGAUUAUAAAACUAAAAAACUGUUAUAUUUUGGUCUUUAUGGUUUAGGGGGGCGAUUGGGAUCUAAUAUUUCAAAAGUAAAAAAUAUAUUUAAAUCACAGCCAAAUAACAUAACAUUACCAAUGUUUAAUCCAUCAUCAAUAAAAAAUUUACUUGAUUGUUCAUUAUAUAGUUAUUGUUUAGGUCCAUGCCUGGAAAAUGCAUAUAAUAAUAAAUGUUUCCGUAGUCUGCCAGCAUAUUUUAAUCAUGAAACAAAUGAAUGUAUAAUAUUAGGAACACACGAACAAGAAAGGAAUAAUAAUUGUAGAACGAGGAGAUCUGAUACAGAUAAACCGAAUUGCCAGAAUGUUAGAAAAAAUAUAUCAACAAAAAAUUGGACAUAUGUAACAUCAUUUAUUAGGCCAGACUAUGAAGAGAAAUGCCCACCAAGAUAUCCUCUCAAAUUUAAAAGUUUUGGAAAAUAUGAUGAAGAAACAGGAAAAUGCAAAAGUCUUAUAAAUAAAAAGAAUAUCAUUAAUAUUCCUUUGUUUUCUUCUUGUUUAGAAUAUAUGUUCAUAAUGUAUCCUUCUGUUUUACAGAGAACUGAAAAAAAAAAUUAUUGGGGUGUGUGGGUUGCAAGUGAAUCUGUUAAUUCGAGUAAUUUGUAUAAUGCUAAAGGAGAAUGUUAUUAUAUAAAUGAAAAACCUAAUUGUGUUAUUGACAAAGUAAAUCAUUUCUCAUUUACUUCCCUCACAACAAAUGAUAUUGAUUUUAAUCAAAAUAUUAAUCUCGUAAAACUUGAUGAAUUAGUCAUAAAUAAUGACCAAUCAUCUUCACAUAAUAGAGCAAAAUAUAAUACGCCUAUUGAAAAUUCUGAAUCUACUAUUGUAAGAAAACAUAAUAGUGCUCCUGAACAUUUUCGUAGUUUAAAAAUUAACAGUUAUACACCAAAUAGGAGGGGAGAAAAUUUUGCAAAGGAAAGUGAUUCUACAAGAAAUACCGAUGAAUCGAAAAUGGAUGAGGUGAUAAGGAAACGUGAAGAAGCUGCAAAGAAUGCUGAGAUAAUAAGAAAAUUUGAAGAAGCACAAAAGGCUGCGUGGGCAAAAAAAGCAGAAGAGGAAAGGAAAAAGGCUGAAGCUGUAAAAAAAGCAGAGGAGGAAAGAAAACGAAUUGAAGCUGAAAAGAAAGCAGAGGAGGAAAGAAAACGAAUUGAAGCUGAAAAGAAAGCAGAAGAAGAAAGAAAACGAAUUGAAGCUGAAAAGAAAGCAGAAGAGGAAAGAAAAAUAAUUGAAGCUGCAAAGAAAGCAGAAGAAGAAAGAAAACGAAUUGAAGAAGCUAAAAAAGCAGAAGAGGAAAGAAAAAAAAUUGAGGCUGCAAAGAAAGCAGAAGAGGAAAGAAAAAAGGCUGAAGCUGUAAAAAAAGCAGAAGAGGCAAAAAAAAAGGCUGAAGCUGCAAAGAAAGCAGAAGAGAGAAAAAAAAAAGCUGAGGCUGCAAAGAAAGCAUUAGAGAGAAAAAAAAAAGCUGAGGCUGCAAAGAAAGCAUUAGAGAGAAAAAAAAAGGCUGAAGCUGCAAAGAAAGCAGAAGAAAAAAAAAAGGCUGAAGCUGCAAAGAAAGCAGAAGAAGAAAAAAAAAAGGCUGAAGCGGCAAAGAAAGCAGAAGAAGAAAAAAAAAAGGCUGAAGCUGCAAAGAAAGCAGAAGAAGAAAAAAAAAAGGCUGAAGCGGCAAAGAAAGCAGAAGAAGAAAAAAAAAAGGCUGAAGCUGCAAAGAAAGCAGAAGAAGAAAAAAAAAAGGCUGAAGCGGCAAAGAAAGCAGAAGAAGAAAAAAAAAAGGCUGAAGCGGCAAAGAAAGCAGAGGAGGAAAGAAAAAAGGCUGAAGCUGCAAAGAAAGCGGAAGAAGAAAGAAAACGAAUUGAAGCUGAAAAGAAAGCAGAGGAGGAAAGAAAAAAGGCUGAAGCUGCAAAGAAAGCGGAAGAAGAAAGAAAACGAAUUGAAGCUGAAAAGAAAGCAGAGGAGGAAAGAAAACGAAUUGAAGCUGAAAAGAAAGCGGAAGAAGAAAGAAAACGAAUUGAAGCUGAAAAGAAAGCAGAAGAGGAAAGAAAACGAAUUGAAGCUGUAAAAAAAGCAGAAGAAGAAAGAAAACGAAUUGAAGCUGAAAAGAAAGCAGAAGAGGAAAGAAAACGAAUUGAAGCUGUAAAAAAAGCAGAAGAAGAAAGAAAACGAAUUGAAGCUGAAAAGAAAGCAGAAGAGGAAAGAAAAAUAAUUGAAGCUGCAAAGAAAGCAGAAGAAGAACGAAUAAAGGCUGAAGCUGUAAAGAAAGAAGAAGAAGUAAUAAAAAAAAACAGCAAUCUUUCUGAAACAAAAAUUUCGAAUAAUUAUGAAACGCGCAAUAUUGAUGAUAAUAGUUUUAAAAAAUUAGAUGAAGAAGAGUAUAAAUCAAGAAAUAUUGAUAAUACACGGAAUAAAAUCAUAAGCAUGUCAAAGGAAAAUAUGUGUACUAACGAUGUUUCAUCAAAAUAUUGUGACUAUAUGAAAGACAAAAUAUCAUCUGGAAAUUGUUCGAAUGAUGAAAGGAAACAAUUAUGCUGCUCAAUAUCAGAUUAUUGCUUAAACUACUUUGAUUAUAAUUCAAAUAAAUAUUAUGAUUGUACAAAGAAGGAAUUUUCAGAUCCUUUAUAUAAAUGCUUUAGUAACGAGGAAUAUUCAAAAGCGGUUUAUUUUGCUGGGGCGGGAAUAAUAAUGUCAAUCCUGAUUGCCAUAUGUUUAAAAAUUAUAGGAAAAAAAUGGUUUAAGGAAGUUGCUUUUGAUGAAAUUGUUGAAGAUUAUGAUAAAGUCUAUACGUUAGCUAUGAUAUCUAGCGAAAAAUUAUAG